CGAGCCCCGACUGGGACUAACAAUGGCAGCUCUGAAAGGCGAGGGGAGGGUCAGACUAAUGCAAAUAUCCACUUUGUGCGCCUUGGAGAGAACCUGCACCAAACACUGGCAGCUACCAUCUUCCCCGCAAACAACAAGUCGGCAAGCGGAGAGGAGACUGUUUCUGGAGACAGUGCACUGGAGCAUCUCCAAAGUGGACCAAGUGCACCUGCUGAGGGAGAAAACACAGAGGACGCUGAGUCUUUGGACAGCUGUAUCCAGAGCACCUUGUCUGCCUUGUACCGACCCUUUAGUGCCACUGCUGCCACGGUCCUCUGGCAGCUCUUCAGUGUGGUGGAAAGGCAGUAUAGAGGAGACGGCCUCCGCUGCCUCAUUGACUUUUUGCUUCCCACCAAGAGGAUCCUUCAGAUCAUCCAACAAGAAACCUCUGUGAGGUUCAGAGGAUUGCUGUUCUACCAUGAGGGCUGGCCUCUCUGCAUCCAUGAGAAAGUCGUCCUCCAGAUCGCCCCUCUGCACAAAGUGCGACUAAAGCAAGGAGACUUCUACCUACAAGUAGUUCCUUUAGGCCGCAAGACUUCUAAGCUCGUGAUAAAAUGUUUGUCGGCCAGUGGGCAGGCCAUUACAGAAAUCCCCAUCGCAGAGAGCAUGUAUGGCAGCGUCUUCACAGCUGAGUUCCUGCAGAAUGUAACACGAGACAGAAAUCUGCAUCCGCUACAGAACUGUCUGCUCACCACCGGUAAGGCCGUGUUCAGGACACCGUGGAAGAACGUGGUCAACCCACUUUUUGUCAACAGCACCUCAGACGCCAUCAUGCAAUGCAGCAGAGGUGGAUUCCGCAGCCAGCUCAGCACCUGCAGCACGAGUGGAUCCACAGGGACUUUGGACAGCCACCGUAGCUCCAGAGAGUCCCUGCACUCUCAGGGAGACUCCAUCUUCUCUGAGCCUGCCUCCCCAAACAGACACAGCAUGGAACCCAGCAGUGAGACCCACAAUGUCAGUCCACCAGCCAGCACUACUCCCUUGAUUAAAAUCGAAGGACCCACUGAUGAGGAGCAGAUUACACAAGGGAGCAAAGAAAGCACUGAAAGUGAGCAAGGACUAGGGUCCAAGAUGCUCUCUUUUAGUACGGACCUUAGUAAUCCGGGCCCUCGACGCCGCCUCCCAAGGGACUCUGUGACAUUUGAGAGCAGGACUUUCAGGAAGUCCUACAUGGAGGCCCUGCAGAACCCCAUGAGCCUCGGGGCCAGCUCUGAAUCCAUUCUUGAGGAAAGCUCAGAGCACAGUGCUAGACUAAGAGAAAAGACAGUCACACCGGGCAGCAGCCCUGAAACCCGGACGUCCUCCAGAGACCUCUUAUCUCGGAGGCUGGGUAGCCGGAGCUGGCUUAGUAGUGACGACUCAAGGCCCAGUACACCUUUGCUUUAUUUACAGAGGGGGCUGAGGAGCGCAGAGAGGCGGGCUGAAAGACUCAAGUCACUGGAAAGAAAUAACAAGGCAGGACAGGUUAAAGGUCACAGAGAACGAUCCUCCUCUGGAGGCUCAUCCCAGCAUCUCCCCAAAAAGCUGAUGAACGGCUACACUCUUCGCUUUGGGAAGUUGGAUCUUGAAGGCUUUCCUGGUUCUGAGAGGAGGAGCAGCAAAGAGGGAGCCAGGUAUGAGAUGAAACUUCAAAACAAGAUGAACGGUAUAGGAUUAGAAGCUUAUAGAUUGAACACCAGCAGUGUGUGCAGUAUAAGCUGA
Messenger RNA from Notolabrus celidotus (New Zealand spotty), 1740 nucleotides. RefSeq lists its product as uncharacterized. Lineage: Eukaryota; Metazoa; Chordata; Actinopteri; Labriformes; Labridae. The record is from RefSeq and is a predicted model, not a curated record.